AUGGACUCCCACGUCCUGGAGAUCAACCUGAUCUCCGCUCAGGGCCUCAAGCCGCCGUUCGGCCUCCGCCGCGUCCAGGCCUAUGCCGUCGCCUGGGUGGACCCCGCCUUCAAGGUCCGCACCCGGGUCGACCGCACGGGCGGUGAGAACCCCACCUGGAACGACAAGUUCAUCUUCCGCGUCCCCGCUGGCUUCCUCGCUGACGACUCCACCUCCGCCGUCUCCAUCGAGAUCUACGCCGCCGCCGGCUGGAUCCUCCCCGACCCCCUCCUCGGCACCGUCCGCCUCCUCGUCGGCAACCUCCGCCUCCUCUCCCGCCGCCGCGCUUGCCCCGCCUUCGACGCCGUCGGCAUUCGCCGCCCCUCCGGCCGCUUCCACGGCAUCCUUAACGUCGGCGCCACGCUUCUCCACUGCGUCUCCCUUGUCGCCACCGAGGCCCUCGCCGCCUGCCCCGCCGUCGGCUACCGCGACCUCAUGGGGAAGGAGGCCUCCAAGAUCCGGCGCUUCCCAGUGACGCCGGCGGCGGCGAGGGGUGUGGAUACCACCGCCGGGGAGGAUCCGGCGCUCCAGGGAUGGAACGGGGGGCAGGGAUCAUCGGACGGCGGGGAUGAGGAGGAGAGAUCGGACGGUGGGGUCGUGCUGUGCGGGCCCUGCUGCCUGGGGUUCCCGAGGCGGAUCCAUCUGAACCCAUCGGAUCCGAACCUGAAGCUUUCGUAGACCGAGGGGAAACCGGCCGAAGAUGGACGGCCCUGAUCUCCCCGAUCGGAGUCACCGCAGAAUUUGAUUGCUCUCUCCCCGUUUCAUUCGUUUAGCUUGGUGGUGUUGGGAACUCGUUGAUUGUUCUUUAGAUUUGCCUAUUCUUUUGGUGGUAUUAUGGA
Phoenix dactylifera (date palm) is the source of this 878-nucleotide messenger RNA. RefSeq lists its product as uncharacterized. NCBI's taxonomy places the organism in Eukaryota, Viridiplantae, Streptophyta, Magnoliopsida, Arecales, Arecaceae. The record is from RefSeq and is a predicted model, not a curated record. Gene Ontology annotation, biological process: defense response.